AUGGUGGUCCAAGCUUCCAAUGGAUUUGGUGGUCACGAUCAGCGAACGGCUAAUCUUUACACUGAUUAUAUUCGAUUCAGGUCGGUAUGCAAGUCAUGGUACUCCUUCCUCCCCAAGAAGUCCUACCACCCAUCCCAUAACUUUCCCCUCUUGAUUUUACAUUAUUAUGACGAAAAUAGCAGCAACUAUCGUAAUGGCUUAUUAGGGUUAGCAAAGAAUAAUAAGCUUCAUUUCCUCCGCGACCUUCCAGAUGAGUCUCUUCACAAACAUUGGUGCAAGGGUUCCUCCCAUGAUUGGCUGGUUAUGUUUAGAUCAAUAAAACAACCCAUAUACCUUUACAACCCUUUUACCAACGCCAAGCUCACCCUUCCGCCCAUCCACAUAUUACGUUUACGAAAGGUUUUCUUAUCAUCAACUCCUCCUGCUGAUCUUAUUGUCGUUGUCGCCCUCCAUGGCUACAAGGGAAAGCUUAUCUUCGCUAGACUUGGAGAUAAAGCAUGGACUGGUUUAAAACCUGAAUCUGAUGAAUUUAGUGAUUUCAAGGAUGUCUUAUUCCAUGGGAACAAACUUUAUGCUGUACAAUCAGAUCUGAAGGUUUAUGUCUUUUACAUUGGCGUCGACUUGCAAAUUGAUUAUUCUUCUUGCUCUAUUCUCCAACCACAACUUGAAAUCAAAGAUGAAUACCUCAAGUCUUAUUACAGGUUCAAACAUUCCAUAGUGCCGUAUUUUGCCCCAUUAUCCACGACAUGA
Macadamia integrifolia is the source of this 750-nucleotide messenger RNA. RefSeq lists its product as uncharacterized. NCBI's taxonomy places the organism in Eukaryota, Viridiplantae, Streptophyta, Magnoliopsida, Proteales, Proteaceae. The coding region runs from base 1 to 750 and encodes 249 amino acids. The record is from RefSeq and is a predicted model, not a curated record. The transcript has a single exon.